Periconia digitata is the source of this 413-nucleotide messenger RNA. The record is from the annotation of a GenBank genome assembly. Lineage: Eukaryota; Fungi; Ascomycota; Dothideomycetes; Pleosporales; Periconiaceae.
AUGGCGCGGGGAGCCUACUUCGCCAGUCCAAACUUUGCCCUUGGUCUCGCGGCUAUGUCCCCCUCCCAACGCACGCACGCACUUAGCUAUUGCCUAAGUCCUUACACUAACAACAAAGGCAGCGAAGCAGAACACCACAACACACACCCCAAGUCCAAGCCCAAGCAUAAGCAUAAACACCGUCCAUACCACCAGAUAAUUCGCUGCAUGCUGAAUCGCAGUUUGGCUACCUCGCCAUUCCCAUCUUACUCGCUCACGGCUAUGUCCAACUUCCUGCCCUCGCACGCACGUCCUUACGCAUUACCUACUCUUAAGUCUGCACAAAACAGUAGCGACGAAGAUGACGACGCGACGACGCGAAACAACAUCCAAACCGCUCGAUUCCACGCACAGGCGGAAGUCUAAACAACCUC